Molecule: messenger RNA, 1249 nt
Organism: Medioppia subpectinata
Lineage: Eukaryota; Metazoa; Arthropoda; Arachnida; Sarcoptiformes; Oppiidae
Source: the annotation of a GenBank genome assembly
GUGCGACAAAUCAGCGCAUAAAGUGUGUGGUGUUUGCGGACACUCGGCUAUGGGCAAAAACUUUGGCGCCGUUACGUGUGAGCCCUGUAAAGCAUUCUUUAGGAGAAACGCGUUGAAAGACAAUCUCAUUUGCCAUUUUGACAACAAAUGCAAAAUAGAUGUCAUAACCAGAAAAUUUUGCUCUAAAUGUCGUUUAGAUAAAUGCCUGGCCAUCGGAAUGAGACGGGAAACUUUACGCAUUGAAAAUCACAUCUCAAGCGCCAGUACUUCCGACUCAGACUUGUUGUGCGAAAUACUCGACAAUAACUUCACUAUCGAUGCACUCAAUGAACAGAUUGUUGACAUCGAGACCAGUAUUGAUGUCAACCAAUUCAUCGACGAUAUAGUAAUCAAUGAAUUCAGUGAUCAAACCAUCGCUACCUCAACAGCAAAUAACUCGCCAAACAGUGACAACACAUUCACCACAUUUGCCGUAUCCGACAAAGUGUUUGACAAAGUGGUCGAGUUUGAGAUGUCUGUCAUACCGAUCGGGCGACCCAUCGAUACCAGCAAAACCAGUUUUAACCAGAUGGAAAUGAACUUGCUCAUCGAGCUGCUCGAAGCGACCAAGCUCAUGGGCUUACCAUUACGGGGCGCAACCAUCGAGAUCAACAACACCGACGACUAUUACUCCAUUAUGGGCUAUAAGUUUGACCGAGCGAUCAGAACCCUUACUAGAGUUGUCAAAGGGUUGUCCGCAUUCAACACCAUCUGCGAAGAGGACAAGAUUUUGCUCCUGAAGUACAGCUCAAUACAAGUGAUAUUCUUGCGGUCCAUUCUCUACUUCAACGAUACCGCCGAUUGUGUUCGGGUUCAAGUGGUCAGUAGUCCUGAUAAUUAUCAUAUGUAUUCAAUAAUCGUGUUCAAUCCUGAUCAUUGUAACCUAGCCAACAAAAAUGUCAUCAAACUUCAACAACACAUUUACAUGUAUUUACUUCAACGGUAUUUGCAAUGCAAAUAUGGAUCCGAUUGCGAGGCGAAGACACGAUUCCUGCAACUCAUGAAUGUUAUCAUCGAUUUAAAUGUCUUAAGAGAGGUUCACAAGAGGAAUAUCGAAGAGAGUGCGAAGAUAUCGAUUCCACCGCUUCUCGAGGAAGUACUAGACAUCAAACCCGUUCAACAACGACAACAAUAUUCACUCACUUACAACAUUCCUUUAAUUCGUUUGUCGCCAUUAAAGCUGUUCCUUCAUCAACACCGGGUGUUGUAA